Molecule: messenger RNA, 649 nt
Organism: Cimex lectularius (bed bug)
Lineage: Eukaryota; Metazoa; Arthropoda; Insecta; Hemiptera; Cimicidae
Gene: RpS24
Product: 40S ribosomal protein S24
Exons: 6
Coding region: 101-511 (136 amino acids)
Biological process (GO): translation
Cellular component (GO): ribosome
Molecular function (GO): structural constituent of ribosome
Source: RefSeq, a predicted model, not a curated record
UGAUGAAGGCAUUGGUUUGGUUCUAGUCAGUCCGAUGCACGUAUUGGAACCUCCUUUGGUUUACCGAUUCGUAUUCGUCGGGCUGUAAAACUUCAGCAAAAUGACAGAAGGGACCGUCACGAUCAAGACUAGGAAGUUCAUGACCAACAGGCUUCUAAGCCGUAAACAAAUGGUUGUUGAUGUCACUCAUCCCGGCCAGCCUUCCGUCAAGAAGACGGAAAUCAGGGAAAAGCUGGCCAAGAUGUACAAAGUGACACCCGAUGUUGUCUUUUGUUUCGGCUACAGGACUAACUUCGGAGGUGGAAAGUCGUCCGGGUUCGCCCUCAUCUACGACACCCUAGACAUGGCCAAAAAAUUCGAGCCCAAGCACAGGCUGGCCAGACAUGGUCUGUAUGAGAAGAAGCAGCAAACUAGAAAACAGAGAAAGGAAAGGAAGAACAGGAUGAAGAAGGUCAGGGGUACCAAGAAGGCAAAGAUUGGUGCUGCGGCUGGAAAGAAGGGAAAGAAGUAGAAAAUGCUUUAUCUACUUUUUGUAUUUUCAAUGUGAGCUGUAAUGAAGGAGGGAAUGGAUUUGUGACUUCACUCGCCAAACAUGUAUAUAGUUUUUGUAUGACCUGUGAAGGAAUAAAUACAUUUGUUUUUACAUACA